Molecule: messenger RNA, 1377 nt
Organism: Malassezia vespertilionis
Lineage: Eukaryota; Fungi; Basidiomycota; Malasseziomycetes; Malasseziales; Malasseziaceae
Exons: 1
Coding region: 1-1377 (458 amino acids)
Source: RefSeq, a predicted model, not a curated record
AUGCCGGAGGUGCCGGAAUACAUGUCUCUGCCAGGACCAACGGUCCGGCGCGAGACAAAUGCGAUUGUUACUACAGGGCACAGCGCCGUGAGCUUCGUUCCGACAAACGAGAUUCAGACCAGUGUAAGCACUGUGGACGACUACAUUGUCAUCGAUAUGAUUAUUCCUCCUACACAGUAUAUGGCGCCCACCUUAUCCAUGGCAAAGUUGUCGGGUCAGCUACAAACAGACCUGAUCAAUGAGCUGAACAGGCUUGGCCUGAAGGACGGGUCGCGUAUUGCAGCGGUUGCACACCCUCGCAGCAAAGAGGCCGAAGCAGAGCAGUUUUAUCGGAACACUAAUGGCGAGCUCGUCGACCCCGCCCUCGAUCCUGUCCAUCGCCCUGACGACUACCGCAGGGCAAAGCUUGGAAUUCGUAGUCUGCGUGGCGAGCCGCUCCUUACACACUUUCCCGAUCCGAACCCUGCUGUGCCGGUCAACAUUGCCGGACUUAUCUCUACGUGUCCCUGCGUUUGCUGCCGCUCGGGGUGCACAGGUGCCGAUCCGUUCACCAAGCGUCUGCCGAUUCUUCCGCGUGCACUGGCGCGCGAACCCGUCAGCCCUAACGCACAAGAAGCUCCUCUCACGCAAACUCACGAGACCGUCUUCAGCGUACGGCCUGUCAUACCAGCGCCAGCGCCGCGUACUGUGUCUAAAGAUCACACGGUAGUGACUCCAGUUCCGCAGCUGCCGGCAUUUGACAUUGAUAAGCCGCGCACAUUCCGCACCGAAGCAACACCGCAGACCAUUGUCAAAGUCCUGCGCACACCCACGAACCAAGUCUCGGCUUCUAAAUCCUACGGUGAUAUGCAAUCCCAAUUCCAAGCCACCUCGAUAUCUUAUGAGCUCCCUAGACGGCAUGCUACGCCUCCGAUCCGCUCCGAGAUGGACAGGUGGGCCGAGGAGCAAGCGCGGCAGAUCCGUUCUGUUCGCGCAGAGCGUACCACAAAGCGUGGAAAUGCGCUGCAACGUACUGAGAAGGGCACGAGUGUCUUUGCGCCGCUCCAGCUGAGCGAGAACCUGGAAGCCGCACUGGCCCUAGAUCAUGUCCCGCGCGGCCACUUGACCCCGCCGCUCUCUAGCCCCUCUUCCUUCAACUCUUCGCGCGGCGAAAAAGGUGUGGACUCUUCGCCGAACAGUUCCUUUGGCACCUCCACGCCGAUCGCCGCGCGCUACAGUCGCUCAUCGUCUAACUUGCGUCAGAAACACAAGGACAGUGCGCUGCCGCCAGUGCCCCCCGUACCCGAUACGCAAGUUUUUCCCGUGCGGAAAAUACUGAGCGGCGUGCGUGCCUCUGAACCGACCGACUACUUUCCUUGCUCACGCACCUAUGUGUGA